This is a messenger RNA of Mercenaria mercenaria, 1913 nucleotides long. RefSeq lists its product as uncharacterized. Lineage: Eukaryota; Metazoa; Mollusca; Bivalvia; Venerida; Veneridae. Bases 197 to 619 code for a protein of 140 amino acids. The record is from RefSeq and is a predicted model, not a curated record. The transcript has 5 exons.
ACGUUGGCUAUAAGAAGCUAAGAGUCACUGUAGAACGUGUAGUGAUAUAUUGGACUUGGAUAGGCUUAUGCUAGUUGCAGAGCGUUAAGUUGUUAUACCAUUAUCGGGAAGAGGCAGAUCUAAGUGAAUACAACAGAUUGGAGAGCAGUUUUGGCUUUGAUACCAAAAGUAACUCUUUUAAGGAAUACUCAGGACAAUGGACCUAUUCAUAACUGCAACAACAACAUCCAAACAACUACAAAUAGUAGGAACAACACUUCUGCUCGCUUUCUUCUUCCUUGCUUCACAAAUAGGUCACUCAGAUGCUAGAACACUUUCAACAGAUGAAGACUUUUUCUCAGCACCCAUUAUCAAAAGAAACACAUGGUGGACUAAAAAAUCAAUUGAUGCUAUGGACACAAUGCCACAAACAAACUUCGAUCCCCAAGAGUCACAAUAUGGUAAAUGUCAAGAUGCAAUUGAAGUUUACUCAUGCUACGUAGGAAGAUGUGUUCAAAGUUUCGUCACAUGUGCACGGCAGGCUGAAACAGAUGAACUAUUUAGCGCGUGCAAAAUGCUCCACAAAAUGUGUGCCUCGUCCUGUUCUAGUGGCAAUCAAAAUGACUUCAUUAGAUUGUGACCGUAUCUAAAGUGACAUUCCGUCCUACUGUUGGACAUAAUGUCAAUUGAUGUGUCGCAGCGCCUUUUCUUUGAAAUAAACAUUCGAUUUUGUUAAUGUUUGAGAAUAAUACAUCUAUUUAUUUUUUAUUAUUUAAAUAAACAUCUGAAUCAUGGACUAUAAUACUUCAUGGUAACAAGAAAUGGCGUAAAUAAAAUCGCAGGAAAACAAACGCUUAUUUUUGUUGUUGAAUAAAUCAAUACGAUAUUGUCUUCAAGAAAAUAAUACCAGGUACUAAAAAUUAUAUCAUAACUUUUUCUGCCAAUGGUAUUACAUUAUGUUACCUUUACUCCAUUUUAUACAUAUCUAAAUAUUUAAAAGGCAGAUUAUUUUCUGUUUUGUUUCAUAAAAUAUUCAUUCUAAUCGAAAUUGUCUUAUUUUACCACAUUAAGAUAUUCUAAAGUUUUGCAAAGCACCCAUAGAUUAAUGAAAACAAACAAUUAAAUGGCAAUGUGAUUAAAACACUGAAGUGAAGUUAAAUUGUUAAUUUACGGCAAUGUAAAGACUUGUAAUGAGUUUAUAUUUAAUUCUGGUAUUUCUUCUAUUUACCUUGAAAUGCGAGCUGCCACAAUUUCUUGUGAUGAAGGUGUCACAAAACAGUUUAUUUUCAAAUUAUAGUCAUGCUGAAUAUUUUAUACAAAAUGAAUUUAAUUAUUUACGCGAAAUCUCUUAAUUCAAUGCAGUCCUGAAGCAUUUUUUAGUUUCCUGUGUAGAUCUAUAUGCUAUAGUUACAGUUGCUUAAAGAUCAAACAUUCUUAACUCUAUAUAUUUCUAUUUUAUCUUUAUAUUUGCGUCGUUUCCGAUCCAUUUUCAGUAAUUUGGCAGCCAGUUCUGUGUGUAAAUACAGCCGAUAUUUUGUUACAGGUAACUCUUUUUCAACUGAUACACCUAUGACGACAAAUCUGUUGUAUAUAAAACUUUUCAUGUUUAGAGGUUGAGCACGAUCAAGCAUUUACUUGUUUGUUAGUAAAACUAAAGAGGAUAAAGCAGCAAAGAUCUAGGUAAAUAAUAUAACUAUUCUUUGGUGAAAUGCUGAAUGCUGUUUGUCAUUAAGUUCAAUAAAUAAUCCAUGUAUAUGGUGUGUUCAUUUCCGUGUUUUACUCUAAACUUUAAUUGCUAUUUAUGGGUUCUGUUCUAUGGAAAAUAUAAUUGUAAAGAUAGUAUCUUUAUUCUCUCUUCAACAGAUGGUAGUAAUUUUGUCACAUAUGUAGGGACGCAAUAUAGACUGAAAAUAAAUAAUUAAAUAAAACUAUCA